AUGCCCUCUCGCUGUAGGACUGUGCUGCAUAUCGUAACCACCACCCUCUUCGCCACGGUGGUCCUGUUUGGGAUCCUGCUGGCCUAUGUGACUGGCUAUCAGUUCAUCCACACAGAGCAGCACCACCUGUCCUUCGGCCUGUACGGAGCCAUCCUGUCCCUGCAUCUUUUCCUCCAGAGCCUGUUUGCCUUCCUGGAGCACAGACACAUGCGCAGCCCCGCCCGGCCCCAGCACCUGCGGCGCUCUGUGGCCCUGUGCAUCGCAGCCUACCAGGAGGACCCAGACUACCUGAGGAAGUGCCUCUGCAGCGUGCGCCGCAUCUCCUUCCCCAGCCUGAAGGUGGUGCUGGUGGUGGACGGGAACAGACCGGAGGACCACUACAUGAUGGACAUCUUCCAGGAGGUGAUGGGUGGAGUGGACCAGGCUGGCAGCGUGGUGUGGAAGGGGAACUACCACAGUGACGGGGGUGGAGGGGUGGGCAGAGGGGGGACUGGAGCAGCGUCCCUGCAUGCGCAGGAGGCUGCACGUGUGGCCAGGCUAGUGAGAGGCUGUCGCUACUCCUGUAUCAUGCAGGAGUGGGGAGGGAAGAGAGAGGUGAUGUACACAGCCUUCAAAGCCCUGGGAGACUCUGUGGACUAUAUGCAGGUGUGUGAUUCAGACACAGUUCUGGAUCCAGCGUGCACCAUAGAGAUGCUGAAGAUUCUAGAAGAGGAUGCAAAGGUCGGCGGAGUAGGUGGAGAUGUUCAGAUCCUGAAUAAGUAUGACUCGUGGAUCUCCUUCCUGAGCAGUGUUCGUUACUGGAUGGCCUUCAAUGUGGAGCGGGCCUGCCAGUCAUACUUUGGCUGUGUGCAGUGUAUCAGUGGUCCCCUGGGCAUGUACCGCAACUCCCUGCUGCAGCAGUUCCUAGAGCCCUGGUAUCACCAGACCUUCCUGGGCAGCAAGUGCAGCUUUGGUGACGACCGCCACCUCACCAACCGCGUGCUGAGCUUCGGUUACAAGACCAAGUUCACGGCCCGCUCCAAGUGCCAGACUGAAACGCCAACGCGCUACCUCCGCUGGCUCAACCAGCAGACCCGCUGGAGUAAGUCCUACUUCAGAGAGUGGCUGUACAACGCCCUCUGGUUCCACAAGCACAGCCUUUGGAUGACAUACGAGUCUGUGGUGACGGGUUUCUUUCCCUUCUUCCUUGUUGCCACAGUGAUCCACCUGUUCUACCGCGGGCGCCUGUGGAACAUCCUUCUCUUCCUGUUGACAGUGCAACUGGUUGGCAUGGUGAAGGCCACCUACGCCUGCUUCCUGAGGGGCAGUCUGGUCAUGAUCUUCAUGUCACUCUACUCCCUCCUCUACAUGUCCAGCCUGCUACCAGCCAAGAUCUUUGCCCUGCUCACUAUCAAUAAGGCUGGCUGGGGCACGUCAGGGCGGAAGAAGAUUGUGGUGAACUUCAUAGGGGCGGUGCCUGUCACAAUGUGGGGGGUUGUGCUGCUGGGUGGAGUUGCCUACACCAUCUACUGUGAGACCCAGGAGCCCUUCAGUGAAACCGAGAAAGCGCUUCUCAUCGCUGGGGUCAUCCUGUACGCCUGCUACUGGCUCAUUCUGCUGGUUCUUUACCUGGCGAUAGUGGCCAAGCGCUGCAACAAGAGGGAGGAGCAGUACCACCUGCCGUACGCAGAGGCAUAAGACAUAGAUCCUUGUUCAGUCCCGUGUGGUGCUGCUAGAACAACUGAGCCAGUCUGUGGCCCCACCACUCUGUCUCCAUGGUGCUAAACCUCUGGGACCUAUGGGUCAUGAAUGUGUUGUAGAAUGACAAUGGACGGACAGUUCUCACAUUAACCUGGGAGACUUGGUUAAGUAGGUUACAAACCUUUUCUACAGCACAGAGUCCUCUACCAGUGGCCAUGGUGCUUACCAUGGAUAUAAAGCACAUUAUCACACAUCCCGUUUGGCCAUGGUGGGACAAGGUGUGGCCAGGAUAUACCAGAGAUCAUAAGAGUUAUGACACAGUGUGUGUAAGUAUGAAGCAAUGUUGAUAUGUUACUUGAUGCACUGAGCUGAGGGCCUUCUCUGCCUCAAUCAGGAGACACAAUGAUCUACAGUUGUAUUUGUGUAAUACAAAAAUUGAUAGACAAUCUAACAUUUAUACAAACAUAACUUACAAAUACAUUUGGUGCUGAUGAAC
Messenger RNA from Oncorhynchus gorbuscha (pink salmon), 2176 nucleotides. RefSeq names its product hyaluronan synthase 3-like. NCBI's taxonomy places the organism in Eukaryota, Metazoa, Chordata, Actinopteri, Salmoniformes, Salmonidae. Gene Ontology annotation, molecular function: hyaluronan synthase activity. Gene Ontology annotation, biological process: hyaluronan biosynthetic process; extracellular matrix assembly. Bases 1 to 1677 code for a protein of 558 amino acids. The record is from RefSeq and is a predicted model, not a curated record. The transcript has 3 exons.